Messenger RNA from Ramularia collo-cygni, 1443 nucleotides. RefSeq names its product probable Delta(14)-sterol reductase. Gene Ontology annotation, cellular component: endoplasmic reticulum membrane. The record is from RefSeq and is a predicted model, not a curated record. Gene Ontology annotation, molecular function: Delta14-sterol reductase activity. The coding region runs from base 1 to 1443 and encodes 480 amino acids. The transcript has 3 exons. Gene Ontology annotation, biological process: ergosterol biosynthetic process. NCBI's taxonomy places the organism in Eukaryota, Fungi, Ascomycota, Dothideomycetes, Mycosphaerellales, Mycosphaerellaceae.
AUGGAGAAACGCGCGAUCAAGGAAGAAGCGCAUGGAAUGGAAUUUGGUGGACCAAUUGGAGCCUUUCUCAUCUCCUUUGGUCUUCCCAUCGGCUGCUACGCCUUUGCCUUUCUCUGCAACGAUGUUUCCGGAUGUCCCGCGCCUUCCCUCCUCUCGCCCACGAAAUUGGUGGAGAAUGGAUGGAGCAAUGGCCUGAAUACGCUGGCGGCAGAGGUGGGAUGGCCCGGGUGGGCGGGAUUGAUCAACACGCCCGCUGUGUUGGGCACGUUGGCGUGGUAUGGCAUUAGUCUGUUGUUGUAUGUGCUGUUGCCGGCGGAAGAAGUCGAGGGGACCGAGUUGAGGAGUGGAGGGAGAUUGAGAUAUCGCUUCAAUGCCUUCCUCUCCGCCGUCACCAUCUUCGUCGUCCUCGCCGCGGGCAGCGUGGUGCAAGGCGGCGACUUCGCGGUGUGGACGUUCAUCGACCGCAACUACAUCCAACUCCUGACCUGCAACAUCAUCAUCUCCUACGCCCUUGCCAACUGGGUCUACAUCCGUUCCUUCUCCGUCAAGCCAAGCAACAAUGAAAUGCGGGAGUUGGCGGCGGGAGGACAUUCGGGCAACAUCAUCUACGACUGGUACAUCGGCCGAGAACUCAACCCACGCUGUAACCUUCCCUUCUUCGGCGAAAUCGACAUCAAAUCUUUCAUGGAACUCCGCCCGGGAAUGAUUGGAUGGAUGGUGCUGGACUUUGCGUGGAUGGCCAAGCAAUACCGCUCGUACGGAUACGUGACGGAUUCCAUGCUGAUGGUCUGCAUCUCCCAGUCCGUCUACAUCCUAGAUGCCCUCUUCAACGAAGCCGCCAUCCUCACCACCAUGGAUCUCACCACCGAUGGCUUCGGCUUCAUGCUUUCCUUUGGCGAUUUGGUGUGGGUGCCCUUCACCUACACCAUCCAGGCCCGCUAUCUCGCCGUCCACCCCAUCAUGCUGGGUCCCUGGUACAUGGCCGCCAUCCUCGCCGUGCAAUUCUCCGGCUACUACAUCUUCCGCGCCUCCAACAACGAGAAGAACCGCUUCCGCACCGACCCCACCGACUCGCGCGUCGCCCACCUCAAGUACAUUGAAACGGCCUCGGGGAGUCGACUGUUGACCAGUGGAUGGUGGGGAACGGCCCGACACAUCAAUUACCUGGGAGACUGGUUCAUGUCCUGGGCCUAUUGUCUUCCCACUCUCGCUGCGGGAUACCGACUGACCGAUUCCCUCCUCUGGCCGGGAACGAGGAUCGUGAGUGUCGAAGGGAUGAAGUGGUGGGGCACUCCCAUUACCUACUUUUACAUGUUGUAUUUCGCCAUUUUGUUGAUCCAUCGUGAGGGGAGAGACGAGGCGAAAUGUAAGAGGAAGUAUGGCAAGGAUUGGGAGCGGUAUUGCGAGAAGGUGAGAUGGCGCAUCUUGCCGGGUAUUUACUAA